AUGACGACUGGGCUUGCGCGUGGCAGCAGUGGGAUAAAAUUUGUGCGAAUCGUUCCCGCAUCACAAAAAGCCAUGGAACGGCGAAAACUAUGGGUAUUUGCGGUCACUUUUAUAAGUUAUGGAUUGUAUCAUGCUUCUCGCAAAACUCUAGCCGGCGUUAAAUCUUCGGUAAAAAAGGAUUGGUUGGAAAAUACGACCGGCCGUCCAUUAUUUGAUACUGAUGGAGAGGCUAAGGCUUUUCUGGGAACAUUGGAUGCGAUUUUUAUGGGUGCUUAUGCAGCGGCUCUAUUCUUUUGGGGAUGGUUGGGCGAUCGAUUGAAUCCGAAAAAAGUCGUUGCUGCCGGAAUGAUCUCCAGUUCAAUAAUGCUUUUUCUUUUCGGAUAUGUACCGAAAAUGCUCGACUUUUAUUCUGUGCCCUGGUACGUCGUCACAUAUAUUGGAUUUGGUCUUCUUCAAGCUUGUGGUUGGCCCAGUGAAAUUGCCAUAAUGGCUAGUUGGUGGGGUGGUGCAAAUCGAGGCCUCGUGAUGGGUAUUUGGGCAGCCUGUCAGCCGCUUGGGAACAUUGUUGGUAGUAUCUUUACCGCCUUCAUUCUUCCAUUUGGAUAUGAGUAUACCUUUUUCUUCAACGCCGCUGUAACGUUUCUCUUCGCAUUUGUUGUCCUCUGGGGAAUUGACAGUAAACCACCUCAUUGCCUCGAAAAUGAUGUUGAAGGAAGAGCAACUGUGUCUCGAGCUUCCAGCAUAUCUGAGGAAGGUGAACCAAUCGGAAUUCUUCAAGCGUUAUUUUUGCCCGGAGUUCUUGCGUAUUGUUUAUGCAAUGCUUGUCUGAAAUUGGUCAACUAUGCUUUCUUCUUUUGGCUUCCAUUGUAUUUGACCGAGAACUACCAUUGGAAGGAAACUGAAGCCGAUCAGCUUUCAAUUUGGUACGACGUUGGAGGAAUUGUUGGCAGCGUUUUGGGAGGAUACAUUUCUGACCGGAUGGGUUGUAGGGCACCCACAAUUUCAACAAUGUUAAUCAUGUCACUUGGAGCACUUUGGAUUUAUGCACAGAUUGGUCCUCAUUUGUUCUGGAAUGGGCUAGUAAUGACAAUCGUCGGAAUCACAAUUUCUGGCCCGUACAACCUCAUUGUUGGAUCAAUUUCAAUCGAUCUCGGUAGUCAACCCGCACUCGCUGGAAAUUCUCAGGCCAUGUCCACCGUUUCUGGUCUUUUGGAUGGUACAGGCUCAGCUGGAUCUGCAAUCGGACAAGUCAUUAUUCCUGUUGUUCAGGAUACAAUUGGAUGGCAUGCUGUCUUCUAUCUAUUCAUUUCUCUGAAUGCUAUCUCGGUACUAUGCAUUGCGAAGAGAACGGUUUUGGAUGUGAAGCGCAUGUUCCGCGAUCGACGCCCCGAAGGAGCUCCGCUACUUCUUGAUCAAGAUAGCCAUGAAGAU
Mesorhabditis belari is the source of this 1431-nucleotide messenger RNA. NCBI's taxonomy places the organism in Eukaryota, Metazoa, Nematoda, Chromadorea, Rhabditida, Rhabditidae. The record is from the annotation of a GenBank genome assembly.